UAUAUAUGUAUAUCAGAAUUAAAUAUUCGAUGUUAUAUUCGGGAAAGAAAUCGCGAUCUCAUUGAUAUUCGAUCAAUCCCAUAGUUGUACUACAUUUGAAAACUCGCGGUUUGCCUUCCUACAUGAAGGUAAUCGCAAAUGCGAGAAUUAGAGCCGAGGGCUUCAGACGAGUUCCACGUAAAAUAAUAAUCAUGUCCCGGGUACCGGGAACGAAAAUACAUCUCUUGCAGGUAGUGUAAACGUAUAACGUUCCAUCGUCAUUAGUCAUUCAAAUCAAACUUCUUAUUUGUAAACCUGUCGGCUGCCUUCUCUACUUGAAGACAGUUGCAAGCGUGCAAAUUACAGUUUAUUUCAGGCGCGAUCCGCGUUAAUUAGCAAUUACACUCCAAGGCGAGCGUACGUAGCGAAUUAUGGACGAUGGAAAUAGACUGAGCAUGCAGGACGUCUCUCAACUGGAGCGGCAAUUUCGUGAAAAGUUCUACGAGUUGCAGAGCAACGCGAACACCCUGCAGACGAUGCAGAAGGAACUUCUGGAAGCUCGUCACGCUUUAUACAGCACGGAGUUGGAGUUGGAAAAAGAACGCGGUAUCUCCUACGAGCUGAAGAUGCGUCUGAGAGUGGUCACGGAGAUGGCGAAUGAGUCGCAGCAGCAGCAAACAAAAGAUCAGGUGGAAACUGUUCAGCUACGAGUGAAGUAUGAGACGAUGGCGAAACAAUACGGGUCCCUGAUGAGUCAGGCCGCAGCCGCAAAGGUGCACGAGGCCGAGUGUAAAAUUAAAAUACGCAGCUUAGAGGAAAACUUGCGUCAGAAGGAGGCGAGUAACAAGAGAAUGGAACAGACGUUGAGGCAGCUUGAACGUGACAAUGCGCGCGUUAUUGCCGCUGUCGAUCACAAAAUCACGAAACUUAAAGACGAGCAUCAGCACCUGCAGAAAUCCUGCAAAGAGAUUAUUAUCUUCAAUCAGCGCUUACAAACCGUCGGUCUAUGCGCGCACGCGAUACACCAAAAGAACCAAGCGAAAAUCAAUGAUUUGGAACACAAGCUAGCCUCGACGACGGUCAAGAACGCGGACCCCGCGGAAGAAUCUGUAAAUCAUCGCGCACAUCCGAGCAUCGGACAAUUAUCUCGGCCAUCUACAUAAAGUAUAACGGGAUAGGAGUUUAUCAAUAAAUAUACUGACACGUGUUACGUACAGGAUUAAUAAAAAAUGUAUUAUAUAAUAAUCGUUUGUAUAUUUAAGUAUAAGUUGAACAAGUUCCGAUGGUAAAAAUGCAAACUUGCAAGAUGCACAUCAUGACAACCAGCGAACGAAGAUUUGUUUAUUCAUUCUUUUUUUUCCACUACAGAUCCCUGUAAACAAGUCUAAUUCUAUAUGCAAAGCAAGUCCGCCGGAAGAUAAGCUUCGCGCACUUAUGCUCGUUUCCUCUUUUUUUUCAUUUUAGACCUAAUAAAAAUUCUAUGACUAUCCGUGAUAUAACAAAAUUGUUACUAUAAAGUUCUUGUUCAAUUCGUCACAAGGCAUUUUCGUUAUGUCAGUUAAUGCUCUUAGUACACUUUACGUUUUCCCGUUAAUUUUGUGAAAAAGCUAUAUUCGCUUAGUAACAGUAUAAAAACGAUUGUGAUACCUAUACUGCUUAAUCUUAUUUUUUCCCUUACUUUUAGUCAUUGUAUGUGAUGUUGUAUGGUGUGUGAUGCAUGUUUCUAUACACAUAGAUAUAUGUAUAUAUACAUAUACAUAUAUGUAUAUGUAUUUAUGUGUAUACAUACGUUUAUAGACACAUGGUCCUUCGAUAAGAGAAACACGCGAUGUAAAUCAGGUUGAAAUAUAAAUUGCAGAAUUUCGUGCAUAA
Molecule: messenger RNA, 1851 nt
Organism: Vollenhovia emeryi
Lineage: Eukaryota; Metazoa; Arthropoda; Insecta; Hymenoptera; Formicidae
Exons: 3
Coding region: 411-1142 (243 amino acids)
Source: RefSeq, a predicted model, not a curated record